CGAGACUUCUGUCGAUACCGAUAACAGCCAAAACGACUCGGACACUGAUUUUAUAUCGGGAUACGUCUUCAAGGAUCAACAUAACGACGACGUUGCCAGUGCAACAGCUGGUAAUGCAGAGGAGCCGAAAGAUGGCUCUCUGCAUUACGAAGGCGAGCCUAUAGCAGAUGAUGUUUGGCUUGCCAACUACAAAGAGCAAAAACGAAAGCAAGACGAGCGGCGCAAAGAAAUGGAAGGUCGUUUGGAGCAACCUGAUUCUGUGCAUAUAUGGUAG
Molecule: messenger RNA, 274 nt
Organism: Paramuricea clavata
Lineage: Eukaryota; Metazoa; Cnidaria; Anthozoa; Malacalcyonacea; Plexauridae
Source: the annotation of a GenBank genome assembly